Molecule: messenger RNA, 3800 nt
Organism: Paramacrobiotus metropolitanus
Lineage: Eukaryota; Metazoa; Tardigrada; Eutardigrada; Parachela; Macrobiotidae
Product: DNA-directed RNA polymerase I subunit RPA2-like
Exons: 17
Coding region: 277-3708 (1143 amino acids)
Biological process (GO): DNA-templated transcription
Cellular component (GO): nucleus; RNA polymerase I complex
Molecular function (GO): DNA binding; DNA-directed RNA polymerase activity; ribonucleoside binding
Source: RefSeq, a predicted model, not a curated record
AGCAGUUUUGACUUUUGAGUCUUUCGCUCGACUCAUCCUGUCAUCCAGUGCCAAAAAAAGUUUUUCAACGAAGUUUUUGAAUUUAUAAGCGCAGUAAUAUGUUUCCUUUCACUUAUUAAUUUAACAGCAGAUGCUGCAGGAAAUGAGUUAAGCAAAUCUCAGUGUGUUACCUGAUUCCAUACCGAUCGCCGAAGUGCUUGUGCAGCUUGUCGUUCUGAUUCAACAGAUUGAUUACGGUUUGGCUUGGCGUGUACUAAUCACCACAAAAACUGCAAAAUGCCUGAAAAACCAGAAAUCUCUGGAGUUGUGUCGGAUUUAACCACCUCACUGCGCAAUCUGACAGCAAGCGGACCUGUGAUCGCGCCAGCAGCGUACGAGCCGGUCCAGGCUCUAACCCGUCCUCACAUCGACUCCUUUAACUUUGCUAUUGGCGAUGGAUUGCGCUACGCUAUCGAGGAUAUUCCCUGGCAGCGCGUAAAGCUAAAAGAUGGAAGGAUUGUGGGGCUGAAAAUCAGGGAAGCCAGCGUAAAUAAACCGGAUAAUACCAACGCCAGAACUGUCAAUUCGCAACUGAGACCAACCGAGUGUCGGCAAAGAAAAAUUACAUACGCUGGUGCCUUGAAGUUGAAGCUACGGUGGUCGUUAAAUGGAGAAGAAAUGGGUGAUUUUGAGCGACCAGGUGGCGAGAUUCCAAUUAUGGUUAAGUCAAGUAAAUGCCAUCUUCACGGUUUGACGCCGAAACAGCUGAUCAAAUGUGGAGAAGAGGAAAACGAGUUUGGAGGAUAUUUCAUUAUUAAUGGGAAUGAAAAGUUGUUACGACUGCUGAUAGCACAGAGGGCGAAUUAUGCGAUGGCUAUCAAGCGUAGCAGUUGGGCAAAAAAAGAAAAGGAUUUCACGGAGUUCGGUGUUACUGUUCGCUGCGUGAAACGAGAUGGGACUGCCAACACGAACGUGCUCCAUUACCUCAGCACCGGAACUUGCACUCUGUCAUUUGUCCUGGAUCGAGAGCCGUUUUAUGUGCCAGUGAUGCUUGUAAUUCGAGCUCUCACGAAUUGGUCCGACAAGGAAAUCUUUGAAGAAAUUGCCAAAGGCCAGGAAGACAAUGUUUUUCUGAAAGGAUGUGUAAUGUCCAUGAUGAGGCAGCUGUUAGCAGAAAAGAAAGACAAGCUAUACAGUCAAAAGGGAGCGCAGAAAUUCUUAGGGCAGGAAUUCCGAAGUAAAUUCCGGGAUGCCGACUUCUAUACUGACGAGGAAAUUUGCGAAAUAUUGUUGAAGCGAUGCGUAGCCAUUCAUCUGGAAACGAACGAAGAACGCGUGCGAUUUUUAUGCUUCAUGGUGAGAAAGUUAUACGUAUUUGUUCGUGGAGGAUGUGCAGUGGAGAAUCCUGAUAGUCCUAUGAAUCAGGAUAUUCUGACUUCUGGAAACACGUAUCUUGUUGUUCUUAAAGAAAGAUUGGAAAUUCUCGUCAGAAACGCGCUGUUUGCCAUUCAAAAAGCAAUGGAUAGGCCGGGGACAAAAACCAAAGCCUUGACCACGCAGUACGUGUCCGAAGAGUUCAGCAGAGGAGGACUAGUUACUCGUCCCAUGCAGUAUUUCUUGGCUACCGGAAAUCUCAACCCUAAAACAUUGGUUAAUCUCCAACAGACUUCCGGUUUUGCGGUGGUCGCUGAUAAAAUCAACUACAUGCGUUAUAUAGCACAUUUUCGAUCCGUACAUCGCGGUGCAUUCUUCCAAGAAAUGCGGACCACAGCCUGCCGGAAACUCCUACCGGAAGCAUGGGGAUUUAUGUGUCCUGUUCAUACUCCUGAUGGAGCACCGUGUGGAUUGUUGAACCACCUAGCUGCUGCAUGUCGGGUAGCGAGGGGAUGUCCAGUUCCCCCAAAAUUUCUGGACUUACUGCGAAGUCUCGGAAUGAUUGAUCCGGAUGCCGUUCCAAUGGGAUUGUUCAUGGAGUAUCAUGUUGUAAUGGUGGAUGGAAAAAUGGUGGGAUGGUUACCGGAUCACAGUGCUGCUGAAGUCGUCGAUUAUUUGCGAGUAUUAAAGACGUCGGGGAGUAUACCAGAGGACACAGAACUAGCGUUUGUGCCGAAGAGCGAUUAUGCUGGACAGUUUCCGGGAUUGUAUGUCUUCCUGUCCAGUAUGGGACGGUUCAGCAGACCGGUGAUCAACCUCCGUACCAAUACUGUCGAAUGGAUUGGAUCUUUCGAGCAGGUGUAUCUCAACAUCUGCAUAAAGAAGGAAGAGGCUUAUCCAGAUCUGACGACCCAUAUGGAACUGACAGAGCAAGUGUUUUUGUCGGAGGUAGCUGCCAUGAUCCCGUUUUCGGAUCACAACCAAAGUCCCAGGAACUUGUACCAGUGUCAGAUGGGAAAACAGUCUAUGGCUACACCGGUAUUAAACUGGCCGGCACGCGCCGACAACAAAUUAUACCGUAUUCAGACACCGCAGUCGCCUUUAGUUAGGCCAAAGGCCCAUGAAUAUUUCAAAAUGGAUGAUCAUCCGAUGGGAACGAAUGCCAUCGUUGCGGUCAUAUCCUUCACGGGAUACGAUAUGGAGGAUGCCAUGAUUAUUAACAAAGGCUCUUUUGAACGUGGCUUUGGUUAUGGAAGCAUCUAUAAAUCUGAAUUCAUUGAUUUGAGAGAGAAGUCCAAAAGUUCAAAAGCCACGUAUGUUUUCGGAGUUGUCAGUUCGGAUGCCAAGCUUCGAAAUCUUGGGCCCGACGGACUGCCGUACGUGGGCACACGCAUUGAACCAGGCGACGUGUUGUGCUGUUAUUAUGAUAAAAUAUCCCAGAGACAAAAAAUUGAGACAUGGGAUGAACUGGAGAUGGGUAUUGUGGAUAGUGUCCGUUGUCUGGGUUCGGAAAGCGGAAGCGAGGUGUACAAUCAUGUGUGCAUCACUAUGCGUAUACCUAGACCGCCGACAGUGGGCGAUAAAUUUGCCAGCAGACACGGACAAAAAGGUGUGUGUAGCAAAUUGUACCCUGUGGAAGAUAUGCCGUUCACUGAAUCCGGCAUGAUUCCUGAUAUUAUCUUCAACCCUCACGGCUACCCUUCCCGUAUGACGAUUGGGAUGAUGAUUGAAACAAUGGCCGGGAAAGUGGCAGCUCUGGAUGGAGUGAGUUUCGAUGCUACACCCUUCGUCUACGGCGAGGAUAACACAGCGAUUGAACGUUUUGGGCAAAUGCUACAAACGGCAGGGUUCAACUUUUAUGGAAAUGAGAGAAUGUACAGUGGAGUGGACGGACGAGAACUGGAAGUGGCUAUCUUUUUCGGUGUGGUGUAUUAUCAGCGUUUACGGCACAUGGUGUCGGAUAAGUAUCAGGUGCGAACCACCGGCGCUGUGGAUGAACUGACUGGUCAGCCAAUUAAGGGUCGAAAGCGGGGCGGUGGAACGCGCUUCGGUGAGAUGGAACGGGAUGCUCUCAUUGCACACGGCGCUUCAUAUCUGUUGCAUGAUCGUCUGUUCAACAAUUCAGACGGAACAACUAGUCAAGUUUGCAAAAUGUGUGGGAGUAUAUUGUCACCGAUUGUGAUACCGCGGGAAGAUCCAGCCGACGCAUCACUGCCCAUACAGUGGAUGUGUAAAGUGUGCCCGAACGGUGGAAAGGUGGUGACCGUGAGAAUACCGCAAGUGUUUCGGUAUUUGGUGGCAGAGUUAGCGUCGUGUAAUAUGAAAAUUAUGCUAAAAAUUGAGAAGUCAGCAUGAAAACUUGCUCUAGUAAAGUUUUAUUUGUUCUGUCGUUUGGUUUUCGUUGUCUGUGAUAAUGCCAUGCUAAAAUAAAAGUGCCGAGCUGGUGA